Molecule: messenger RNA, 1397 nt
Organism: Drosophila arizonae
Lineage: Eukaryota; Metazoa; Arthropoda; Insecta; Diptera; Drosophilidae
Product: RAB6A-GEF complex partner protein 2
Source: RefSeq, a predicted model, not a curated record
CACACACAAACAAAACGGAAACUAUCAAGAAAAACACAAACUAUGCUUUAAAAUGAUUGAAAUUAAAGCAAAAUUAGUGCGUGCAGAUUCAGCAAUAUAUGCAACAGGCGAGUGCGUUGAAUGUUUGAUUGAAUUCACGCACAAACUGUUUGGCGAGGAGCAGCAGCGAAAUGCCAAAGCAUCAACCGUAGAGAAUUUGGCGUGGGCCUCGGUGCAGCUGCAUUGCUAUAGAAAAACCAGCUACAGCACACAGUCGGGCGACAAGACAGCAGAGCUGGCAGAACUCAUAGGACGCACAGCAUUGGAUGCAGUCACCCAAACGCCAGGCGAGGUGAUUGUAGCAACCAAGCCGAAGAUUCUCUUCUGCGACCUCAAGCUGCAGCCAGGCGAGACGAAGAUGUACUUCUUCAAUGAGUUUGUGCCGCGGGAUGGGCCGCCCACAUAUCGCGGCCAUGACAUUCGCUACUUCUAUAAGAUCACGAUUGCCACACAGCGUGUCAAGUCCAAGGUGCAAACGCUGACUGUGCCCAUACGAGUGCUGCCCAUUCCAUUGAUAGCUCGACCGGAUGAGCUGCCCGUCACAGUGGAGACCAACGAGGAGCUAACGCCUACGAAUCCAUUUCUGGAGAAGCGCGAGAUAAGCGAACUGGAAAUAUCGUGGCAUCAUUUAAAAAAUGUGACGGCUCGACGUGCUCCGAAGUUCUAUCGGAUCUCGAACAAGCGUGGAUUCGUUGGUCGCUUCUGUCUGUUCAAGCCCGCCUAUAAGCUGGGCGAGGAUAUUGUGGGCAGCCUGGAUUUUGACAAUUGUCAGGUGCGUUGUGUCCAGUUCUCGGUGAAGCUGCAGCAACAGGAACUGCCGCUGCGGCCGCAGCCGCAGCAGGCGCAACCAACUUCUGGCGACGAUGUUGCUUCGCAGAGCUCCUUUGACAUGGCAAGCAUUGCCAGUGGCAUAACCGUGGAUAAUCUGCACAAGUCGGAGACAUCGGGCAGUGCACGCAACAAGGAUGAGCCCAAGCCCAUGGGCAAGCUGAGCACCAUAUCCACAUCCCAUCAGGUCUGCUAUUCAACGCUGCAGACGCAGGUGGUUGUACCCAUUCCACUGCACGUUACGCCCACAUUUCGUACCGAUCUGGUGGACGUGAAGUGGCGUCUCCAUUUCGAGUUUGUAACCAGCACCAUGAUGGACUUUGGCGUACCGAAUCCUCAGUCUGGAGAGCUAAAAGCGCCAGCUGAACUGCCUGUUGAGACAAUGGUAUGGAAUUUACCUGUGACUAUAUAUGCAGCAAAUCCACUGCAGAUUUAUGCGCCAAAUCAAACGUAUAAUCUCUUGAUAAAAUAAUAAUAAUAUUAAUAAUACAAAACUUUGUUGCAAUAAAUAGUUUGUACAUUUAACAAAA